ACAAGUGCGACUUCUGCAACAAGAGCUUCCGCGCGGCCUCCUACCGCCAGAUACACAUGCGCACGCACACCGGUGAGCCCCUACAGAGUGACAGACAGAAAGCGCAACUACAAGUGCGACUUCUGCAACAAGAGCUUCCGCGCGGCCUCCUACCGCCAGAUACACAUGCGCACGCACACCGGUGAGCCCCUACAGAGUGACAGACAGAAAGCGCAACUACAAGUGCGACUUCUGCAACAAGAGCUUCCGCGCGGCCUCCUACCGCCAGAUACACAUGCGCACGCACACCGGAGCAAAGCCGUACAAAUGUCCAAUUUGCGACAAAGGCUUCCGCGUGUCAUACGACAUGCGGCGGCACGUGCGCGUCGUUCACGAGAAAUCCAAACCUGAAGAUCCUAAGAAAAUUGACAAAAUCAAAAAGGAAGUGAACCAGGAUAAACCAAAGAAAAUCGUCAAAAAACCACCCAACGUCACUGUGCAAGACAAAAUCGGUUUCAAAGUGAGCGAACUCAGUACAGUAUUCGAGAAAGACGAAUACUUAGAGAAAGAAUACGCCUCGAAGAUUAUCAAGAAAGAAAAAGUUCAAGAAAAGAUAUACUUUAGGGAAAAUACAGAUGGGAAGAUGCCAGUGCUUUCCCAAGUGGAAAAAACACCAAACUUAGUGUCGUUAAGUGAUAUAAAAGGGUUGGAUAUGGGAAGGGAGAGGGAACUCCCGGGGGAGGCGAUAGAAAUGUUAGAUAAAUUGGCCUUUUAUAACAUACCUGCUGUGUGAUGUAGACCUUAUUGUAAGGACAAUAAGAGUGGUUUUAAAUAAAAUAAAAUAGAUAUUACCACAAAUAAAAGGUGAUGAACAGUGAAGAGAAACUUAAAUGGGUGUAUAUACUGUCAGUUUGGAAUGGGACAGUUUAGCACAACAUUUAAUGUUAUAAUGGUUAGUGAAUGGGUGUCUGUAAUUUUGUAUCAAUUGGGACUAUAGCACAAUGCUAUGUUAAAAAUGACAAAUGAGUCGGUGUCCACGAUUCAGUACAGAUUAAGUCAUGUACUUCUUCUUCUAGAAGCACUUUUGAAACGUCAAUACAUAUUUUUAACAUUUACCACCGCUUCGGAAAGCAGAAAAAUUACGAAGGUUUAAAAAGGGGAAAGUCGAAAAUGUUAGAAAAAGUUUUUUUUUUUUUUCACCUAAUAUAAUGAACCUAACUACUUAGGGUAUCAUUAUUGAAAAUUACGAUCUAGCCUUAUACUAUAGGCUAAUGAGUAAUAUAAAUCUAACUUAAUUUGCUAGGUAAAGUAUGUCUAAGAACGUGUCCAUUAACACUUUUCUUCAUGUCUCUAUUAAGGCGAAGACACUUCGUUCAUGUGUUCUUUAUGAAUAGCACUCACUAUAUUACACUAACACUUCACUAAUCUCAAAAGGUUUUGUCCUUUUCAGUCUUCUCACUAUGUCCGUGUUGUCAAGGAGCUGGAUAGCCUCGACGUUCACAUGGUGAUGAAGUCUGCGUUCGUGAGCUUCAGCGUUCUUUUUAAUUAUGUCCGUGACGAGAUCUACUUUCAGGUCCUGAUGUAGGUCGUCAUUUCUAAUGUACCAGGGAGCGUUUACGAUCUCCCUGAGUACUUUAUUUUGAAACCGUUGUAUGAUUCUGAUAUUACUUGGUUUGGUACAGCCCCAAAGCUGACUACCAUAAGUCCACAAAGGCAUAAGGACUUGUUUAUACAGGAGUAAUUUGUUUUGUUCUGAAAGUGAUGAAUGCUUAAUUAGCCAGUACAUGGCCUUGUAGCGAAGCUCUAGCUCCUCGCGUUUCUUUUUGACAUGAGCCUUCCAGCGAAGCUUUGCGUCAAGUGUCAUACCCAGAUAUUUAGCUGUGUUUUCAUAAGGUAUUACAUGAUUAUUUAUGUAUACCGGAUGAUAAUUUGGCUUUUUGUUUGUGAAGUCUACAUGAAUAGAUUUAGACUCAUUGAGUUUUAUUCUCCAUUUUUUCGUCCAGACAAAGAUGGUAUUAACAGCUAUCUGAACUUUUUCUACUGCUUCUUCAUGAGUAUCACCUGUGGCCAUUAUAGCUGUGUCAUCAGCAAAUGUUGCAAUGGUGUUGUUCUCUAACUUAGGAAUAUCGCAGGUGUACAAUAAGUACAGAAUAGGACCCAGAACACU
Messenger RNA from Colias croceus (clouded yellow), 2146 nucleotides. Its product is annotated as DNA-binding protein creA-like. Lineage: Eukaryota; Metazoa; Arthropoda; Insecta; Lepidoptera; Pieridae. The record is from RefSeq and is a predicted model, not a curated record. The transcript has 2 exons. The annotation marks the transcript as partial.